Molecule: messenger RNA, 549 nt
Organism: Babesia microti strain RI
Lineage: Eukaryota; Apicomplexa; Aconoidasida; Piroplasmida; Babesiidae
Product: conserved Plasmodium protein, unknown function
Exons: 5
Coding region: 1-549 (182 amino acids)
Source: RefSeq, a predicted model, not a curated record
AUGUGCCCCAGACACAUAAUGUCGAUAGACGCUGAAAUUAAAUCCAUAGAGGCUGAGCUUAAACAUUGGUUCUUGUACCGCCGUUUGCAAGCCGAAAGAGCUAUGAGCAUCAGGAAACUGUUGAAGGAAUACAAUUUUAUCGGAUUGAAUAACAACAGCUGUGGAAUUGCUGUGUCUGAUGUAGACAAGAUGUUGUGGAAAGAUUUGACCAAUGGUUUGCCUAAGUUAGAGAAUUCUUUAUCAUUGAAUGCAAGGGAAAUGAAGGCUGAUAUGUAUUUGGAUAUGUUUAAGAAAGCGGCGGAUUUGGAAAAUCCGUGUUUCAACACAGGCAUAUCCUAUCUGCAGUGUUUACAAGAAAAUUUCAAGGAAUCUCAUGAACAUCGUUCGCACAUUUGCGGAAACAAAUUCAUUAGCUUUGAUAAUUGUAGGAAGGAUCUAGUGCAACAUCAGGAAGAGGCGAUUAAAAAGUCAAUUGAGAAGCAAGAUAUGAUGGAUUCAAGAGCCAGAAAUUUGUUUAACAUACGAAUGCAGUUGUUACAUCGCACUUAA